Cyphellophora europaea CBS 101466 is the source of this 1530-nucleotide messenger RNA. RefSeq lists its product as uncharacterized. The transcript is spliced from 3 exons. Lineage: Eukaryota; Fungi; Ascomycota; Eurotiomycetes; Chaetothyriales; Cyphellophoraceae. The coding region runs from base 1 to 1530 and encodes 509 amino acids. The record is from RefSeq and is a predicted model, not a curated record.
AUGAGAUUCACACACUUCCUCGUCGCAGGCCUCGCCUCGACCGUUGCCGCCAGCACUUGGUUCAGCAAGGCCGCCUACAACAAAUGGCACGAAACUGAGCUCGAGCGUUGGCUCUCGGAUCAUGAUAUCCCGUACCCAACACCAGCAGACCGUAAAGACCUCGAAGACCUGGUGAAGAACAACUGGCAAAGCCGUGUUGUCGAUCCUCUCAGCACCGCUGGCGACCAGACCACCAACUCCUACGAUUCCGUCAAGGACUGGAUCUUUGACAGCUGGACCGAGUCACAGCUCAAGUCCUUCCUAGACCAUAACAAGAUUACUCCUUCCCAGCCAAGAACCCGUGACGUCUACUUGACUAGUGCCCGUCAGAACUACGACUCCAUCGCGAAGAAGCUCGGAGAAUACUCUGCCUACCCUGGCGACUGGUUGUACUCAACCUGGUCUGACUCUGAUCUCAAGGAAUUCCUUGAUUCUCAUGGAUACCCCGCUCCGCAACCCUCCUCUCGCGACAAGCUCAUUGCCUCUGUCCGCCGCAACUCUCGUCUAGCUUCGCUCAAUGUCCAGGCUGCUGCAUCAUCUGCUAGCGGCUCCGCUGCCUCAGCUCAAGCUAGCCUCAGUGACGCCCUCUUUGAUGCUUGGUCUGAUAGCAAGCUCAAGGAGUUCCUCGAUGAGCACGGAGUUCCAGUGCCUCAGGGAAGCAAAAAGAACGAGCUCGUUGCUCUCGCCCGCAAACACCGUGCUAGCCUCGUUGGUAACCAGGCCUCCUCUGUUUCAGGUAGCGCUGCUUCUGCGUUUGGUGCUGCUACUACUCGCGCCGGCAACGAGUACGCCAAGGCCUCAGAUGAUGCUUCUCUGGCCGCAGAAGAUGCCUUCAACAAUGCUGUCGACACCUGGUCCGAAUCGCGCUUGAAGGCCUUCCUCGACGCCCGUGGCGUACCUGUUCCUCAAGGCAGCAAGAAGGACGAGCUCGUAAAAGAGGUUCGUCUCAACAAGCACAAAGCCCAGAGCGGUUGGUCUGCAUGGACGUUCGACACAUGGACAGUCGAGAAUCUACAGAAGUACCUCCAGGCCCGCGGCAAGGACAGCAAGAAGACUGCCAAAGCUUCCCGUGAUGAUCUCGUCAAGCAGGCCCAGGAUGCGUAUGCUUCGGCAUCUAAAACUGGUGGCAGCGAGUAUGCCUCCGUGACCAACUACCUGGCUUCGCAAACCGAUGCCGCCAAGGACACCACCUUCGACACCUGGUCGGAGAGUGACAUCAAGCACUACCUGGAUAGCUAUGGCGUCAGCAACUACCAGGGUUCCAACCUGAACGAACUUCGUGCCGAGGCCCGCAAGCAGUACAACUUCUUCAAAUACGGAACCUCGACUCCGUCGGGCACCAUCUUCGAGCGCAUUAAGAGCGGUCUCCAGUGGAUUCUCGGCCAAGCUUCAGCUGGCGCUCAGACUGGCAGUGUCCAGGCUUCCAAGUCUGCUAGCUCUGCUGCUUCAGUGGCUUCCAAGAGCGCGACUUCAGCUCGAUCGGAGCUGUGA